Molecule: messenger RNA, 762 nt
Organism: Perkinsus marinus ATCC 50983
Lineage: Eukaryota; Perkinsozoa; Perkinsida; Perkinsidae
Exons: 8
Coding region: 1-762 (253 amino acids)
Molecular function (GO): sarcosine oxidase activity; flavin adenine dinucleotide binding
Source: RefSeq, a predicted model, not a curated record
AUGUGGGAGUACGCCUGGCAACAACCGUAUAACUUCGUUCGGCGAUAUUGCGGGAAGAAAUGUGCCCUUGUAGGAGCAUGGAUAUAUUUCCGCUAUGGCUACUUCAAUGAUACCAUUGAACUAUGCCAAAAAUGGAGGAGACGGCUCACCAAUCGGUUUGUCGGUGAUCCACGUCUCCCAAGCACUGUUGAUGUGCUAAUAUUGGGCGGAGGAGUGAUGGGGUUAAGUGCGGCGUGGGCCACCUCAAAGUUGAAUAGGAAAGAUGGAUCUCCGGUAUCAUUCGUUGUAGUGGAAAAGAAUGACUCUACCAUUACGUCCAGUUGGGGCGAAUCUAGGAUACUGCGACUAGCAUAUCCAGAUGAGGUUAAGAUAAGGAUGAUGCAGCGGUGUUUUGCACUAUGGUCGACUCUAGAGGGUAUCGUCAAAGAAGAGCUAAUGCAAUCCAGUCCAUUAUUGACAAUAUACCACGAUAACACAAAGGAUCGCGUUAAGAACCUCACCACAGUUUAUGAUACUCUAGGUAUCCCGUACAGGGAGCUCGGACCUAGAGAAGUAAAGAAGGAGUAUCCGAUGCUUCGAUUGGGGAGAAAUGAUGUGGCCGUAGAACAAGCCGACAGUGCCUGUAUUUAUGCAUCGGAAGCAGUAGAGGCUCUAAAGACAGCAGUUGGGGAGGACAAUAUCGCUGAGGAUAAGGCAGUAUCGAUCAAUGUNNNNCUUGGCUUGAUGAACUACCUCACUACAGCUGAACAGUUCACGUACUAA